CUCUCUCUCUCUCUCUCUCUCUCUCUCUCUCUCUCUCUCUCCCUCUCUCUCUCUCUCUCCCAUCAAACUCCGUGUUUAGAGAGGAGAGUGCAGCCCCAUUCCCUCCACGAUGACACUCUGUAAGAAGACCACAGCGAGUCUUUUCGGAAGAGAUAUUCCUUGGAAAACUGAGGGGCCGGUGACGUGAGGAGCCGCUUGAACAUGAUCUAUCUGCUCUGGGUCCAGAGGAAGCCCCAUGGAGAGCGAUGGUGCAGAAAGGGAUAGCUCCGGUGUGGGUGUCCGCGCGCUGACGGGCUGCGCUCUCUGCGCGCUCAUCCUCUCCACGCUGCUGGGCAACACGCUCGUGUGCGCCGCCGUCAUCAAAUUCAGACACCUCCGAUCCAAAGUCACCAAUUUCUUCGUCAUAUCCCUCGCGGUUUCCGAUCUCUUCGUGGCUGUUCUGGUCAUGCCGUGGAAAGCGGUCUCUGAGGUGGCCGGCUGCUGGCUCUUCGGGAGCUUUUGUGACACUUGGAUAGCUUUUGAUAUCAUGUGCUCGACGGCGUCCAUCCUAAACCUGUGCAUCAUCAGUUUGGACAGAUACUGGGCCAUCUCGAGCCCCUUCCGUUACGAGCGCAAAAUGACCCAAAGGAUGGCGUUUAUAAUGAUCGGGAUGGCUUGGACGCUUUCCGUCCUGAUCUCUUUCAUUCCGGUCAGACUGAACUGGCACAGAGCCGAGGACCCCAGCGCGCCCUUGAACCUCACCGACAGCUCGGAGGACUGCACGGCGACUUUAAACAGGACUUACGCGAUCGCAUCUUCGCUGAUCAGCUUUUACAUCCCCGUUAUCAUCAUGAUAGGGACGUACACGCGGAUCUACCGGAUCGCGCAAACGCAGAUCCGGAGGAUCUCCACUUUGGAGAGGGCGGCCGGGCACGUGCACGACUGCGCGAGCGAGCCGUCGCUGAAAACCACUUUUAAGAAAGAAACCAAGGUGUUAAAAACGCUGUCCAUCAUCAUGGGGGUGUUCGUGUUCUGCUGGCUGCCCUUUUUCGUUCUCAACUGCAUCGUGCCGUUCUGCGACCUGGACACUCUCGGAGACUCUCCGUGCGUGAGCAGCACGGCUUUCAACAUCUUCGUCUGGUUCGGCUGGGCCAACUCCUCGCUCAACCCGGUCAUCUACGCGUUCAACGCGGACUUCCGCAAAGCCUUCAGCACCAUCCUGGGCUGCAACCGGCUCUGCGCGUCUUCCGCGGUGGAGACGGUGAACUUCACCAACGAGCUGGUGUCCUACCAUCACGACACCACUCUGCUCCAGAAGGACGCGCAGGGCGCUUCCGACCCGCAGCGCCUGGUUCUGGUCCCGGGCCAUCACGGGGAGCACGUGGACUUACCUUUCGACAAGGUCUCGGUCGUGUCCGAUUCGUCUCGUGUCCAGCGGAACGCGGUGCUUCCCGCGCUGGAGCAGCAGGAGGGAGAGAUGGAGAUAUCCCUGGAUAUGAUGCCCUUCACCUCCGCGACGCUGAGCGACUGCUGUGGGAUUCCAGGUCAAAUUGAGGACUGUUGACCUGAUUUGUUCCGUGCGUGCCAGUGGCUCUCUGUGGCGAAUGGGUGCCGUCAGAAUGAGACUCCAAACCACUCCAAUCCAUCAGUUAACAUCUCGUGAAGUUAAAAAGUGUUCGUGAGAUGUUGCUUCUGGACAAAAACACAAGACCUCCGACAGAAACGUUGCUUUC
Molecule: messenger RNA, 1712 nt
Organism: Puntigrus tetrazona (Sumatra barb)
Lineage: Eukaryota; Metazoa; Chordata; Actinopteri; Cypriniformes; Cyprinidae
Gene: drd6b
Product: dopamine receptor D6b
Exons: 2
Coding region: 236-1543 (435 amino acids)
Biological process (GO): adenylate cyclase-activating adrenergic receptor signaling pathway
Cellular component (GO): membrane
Molecular function (GO): G protein-coupled receptor activity
Source: RefSeq, a predicted model, not a curated record